This is a messenger RNA of Uloborus diversus, 795 nucleotides long. RefSeq names its product zinc finger protein 257-like. Gene Ontology annotation, biological process: regulation of DNA-templated transcription. The record is from RefSeq and is a predicted model, not a curated record. The transcript is spliced from 3 exons. The coding region runs from base 1 to 795 and encodes 264 amino acids. Gene Ontology annotation, molecular function: RNA polymerase II cis-regulatory region sequence-specific DNA binding; DNA-binding transcription factor activity, RNA polymerase II-specific. Lineage: Eukaryota; Metazoa; Arthropoda; Arachnida; Araneae; Uloboridae.
AUGACAACUGAGCGUUGCAUAUCUUAUGGACAGACAAGGCUCAUUUUUAAUUUAGAUGGUGCUGUCAACACCCAGAACUGCCGCAUAUGGGGUUCCACCAAUCCUCAUGCAAUACAACAGCAGCCGCUACAUUCCCCAUACGUCACCGCAUGGUAUGGCUUCACUGCGAACUUCAUUUUGGGUCCGGACUUCUUUGAGAAAGUUAGAGGGAACGGGUUUGUUCAGUGUACCGUCACCAGUGACCGCUACGCUAGACUCUUGGAAGAACAUGUUGUCCCGGCGUUAAGGCAACGAGGCUGUUUGGCCACCAGUCUUAAUUCAAGAUGGAGUUCAGGAAAACGAUUAAAAGCAUGCCAUUUGUGUGCAUACUCCACUAAAAGUAUGUAUCAUCUAAAACGUCAUAUGAUGUCACACACUGGAGAUAAACCUUUUCUUUGCAGUCUUUGUGGCAAAGGAUUUAACCGAAAAGAGCAUCUCAAAAGACAUCAAAUAAAUCAUUGUUUUGCUCCAGCAUAUGGUGGAAGUGCAGCAACAUAUGUUGAAAGUUUUUCCUUUUUUGAAACCUUUGACUAUGAUGGAUCUAACAAUGAAGUAAGUCACAACACAUCUUCUGAUGAAGCAGUUCGAUCCUUUAAAUGCUUGAUAUGUACUAAAGCAUUCAAGCUGAAACACCACCUGAAAUGCCACAUGCUUGUUCAUACCAAAGAACGGCCUUUUAAAUGUACUUUAUGUGAUAAGAGUUUCCAACGAAGUUCCAAUUUAAAGUAUCACAUAGCUACACACUCAAGUGGAUAA